This is a messenger RNA of Lycium ferocissimum, 1743 nucleotides long. RefSeq names its product LEC14B homolog. Gene Ontology annotation, molecular function: protein binding. The record is from RefSeq and is a predicted model, not a curated record. Gene Ontology annotation, cellular component: Cul4-RING E3 ubiquitin ligase complex. Bases 962 to 1330 code for a protein of 122 amino acids. The transcript has 5 exons. Lineage: Eukaryota; Viridiplantae; Streptophyta; Magnoliopsida; Solanales; Solanaceae. Gene Ontology annotation, biological process: proteasome-mediated ubiquitin-dependent protein catabolic process.
CAUAACCAGUAUAUGUUUUGGUUGUUAUACCUUGGAUUUUUGCACGUUAAAGUCGCAUCACGAGUUAGUCGACGUAAGUUCAAAAAGAAAUUAUGUUGAGGAUAAAAGGGAUUGAACUUAUUAAUAUAAAUGGUUACAAGAGUAUAUAAAUAAUAUUAGUAAGUGGCGGAAGAUUUGGAGGGUGAACGAAUCAAAGAAGCAUGAGUUUCGUCAAAAGUCGGCAAGUUGGGAAUAUGAUAACUUGUACUUUUGGGUGAGAUUAGGAGCUCUUCACAUGCUAAGAAAAUAAUAAUAUGAAGUAUUUGAAUUUUAUAAUGGUCUUUUAUUAAGUUUGGAAGUCAAACGAGUUGUAAUACGAAAGUCGACAAAGGGCGUCGCAAGUUAAGUUUGUAAAUUUCAGUGAAAUUUGGGUCAGAUAUCUCGGAGCUUUUCUCUCAAUCUACUUGGAGUUACGGGGUGAUCCACCUACCAAAUCAAAGGUCUACGAGUCUAGUUUCCAGCGCAUUUUACCGUUCGUCAAUACGACAUCGGAAUAGAGAGAUAUUCGCGUUUUCGUCCAAGGACGCAAACUGCUGCGUGAACAGUGAACAUAGUCGGUGCAUUUAUCUUGCCCCUAUAUAUAUAUAUACAUACCUUGGACGAAAUUUCCUUCAUUUUCUUCACCAUAAAAGGACCAGCAAACCCUAAGCAAUAUUCUCAAACUUCUCCCAUCAAUCACAAACACUCCUUAAAGCAAAUCAAACAACUUCAACAUGGAGAAAACCAUGGCAAUUACGGAAUUGUGAUUUCUUCGCUAAUUUGCUUCUCGGAUAAGAACUUCACCUUGAAGUAACUUGGAGUUUGGAGUGAUUUUGAUCAUCUAAGGAAAUCCUUCAUAAGGCACUCGAGGACUCGGGAAACAUAUAUAACUCCAUCGACGAGCUCCCCAAGGCCUAGAAGUUAUGACUGGGACUACAGAUGGAUGGACUACCCGGAGCAUGUUAGAAACAAGAGACACCCACAUGACCUGUCAUUGUCUACUUAUAAAGGCCACUCAGUCUUGCGCACUCUUAUACGCUGUUAUUUCUCUCCUGCACAUAGCACAGGGCAAAAGUUCAUCUACACUGGAUCAAGCGAUUCUUCUGUUUAUAUCUAUGAUGUGGUGAGUGAAGCUCAGGUUGCAAAACUUGAUUACCAUCAGGAACCGGUGAGAGAUUGCAACUGGCAUCCUUACCACCCUAUGCUCGUUAGCUCUACAUGGGACGGUAUCAGUGCUAACUGGGAGUUUCCUGGUACUGGUACAAGCCCAUUGCCAGUGAAGCCGCGGGCCAGACGAUGGAGGCGAUCUUAAAUUGCAUGCAGAAAGAUGUUUUUGGAGUACACUGAUUGAAAUUUGCAAAGCUCAAAUAUGUCCAUGUCCUUUCUGCAUUGGCAGAUGUUCUGCUAUAGAUAUGUUACGCACAUGUACAUGUGUAAAUUUGCAUCACUAUACUUCCGUUGUCCCUAACGGGAUAGUCCAAUGGCCAAUAGGUCAGAACUGUAAUUUCACGAGUUCAAAUCCUAAUGGUUGCCUAGUUGGGCAUACUCAACAGAGACUGUUAGUACUAUUAUGUGAAAAGGGUGUAUUGUACUGUGAUUCUUAUGAGUUAAUAUUACAAAGAGUUGUUAAAGAUUUUGUGAGAGACUCCUGUAAAAAAUUACAUUUACAUUCACCUAAUAAUCAAAUGUAUGUCAUGUAGUACUUUUUGUGCAUGAACUUUUAUU